Gavia stellata (red-throated loon) is the source of this 998-nucleotide messenger RNA. It is a transcript of the gene C5H4orf46, whose product is annotated as chromosome 5 C4orf46 homolog. Lineage: Eukaryota; Metazoa; Chordata; Aves; Gaviiformes; Gaviidae. The record is from RefSeq and is a predicted model, not a curated record. The transcript is spliced from 2 exons. The coding region runs from base 1 to 318 and encodes 105 amino acids.
AUGGCCGAGGUGGGGCCGCUGUCGCCCGCGGCGGUGCCCGAGGGCUCGACCGGCGCCGGGCCCCGGAGCACCCGCGGCGGGAGCGAGGGGUCGCGGCCGCCGGAGCUGUGGGGCGGCGACACGCGGGAGCUGCUGGAGGAGGUGGAGAUGCAGAUCGGCGACGCCGCCUUCUCGCUGGCGAAGAUCCUGGAGGCGACGUCGGCCGUGUCGGCCCAGGUGGAGGAGCUCGCCACCAAGUGCUCGGAGAACGCCCGGUUCCUCAGAACAUGGCGGGACCUGCUGCGGGAGGGGUACGAGUCCCUGAAGCCCAGCGGCUGACCCUGCCCCCGCGGCGGCUCGGCCGGUCACGCUGAGCUGCCCGCUUCUGUCGGACUGGAAGGCAGGGGUGUUUUUUAAACGACCUUUUUUUAGGAAGUUCACGUGGAUUUUUGUUUUCCCUCAGCAGCUCCCCGCGAGCCCGGAGUUCUUUCAAAAAUACUUGACUCGUAUGGACGUUGUAUAUAAGUCACCGAGCAAAAUAACUUUGUUUAGGGGAUCAGUUGUGACUUUUAGACUCUUCUGUUGCAGCUCAAGUGAUCUCGUACAUGAAAUACUCUCCCCCUUUUUUUUUUCUUUGCUACUGUGGUGGAUGCAAAGUUGGUAUGUGUGGUACGUCCAGAACUCAUUACUGGUGAGGAAGUGGUGUCCGGCGAGGAGGUAGUGUCAGGCCUCCUUUUUAAGAGCUGUCACCAGUGGAAAUCCUGCCAGCUCCAGAGAACUUGCUGAACUAACUUCAGUUUUUCUCUAUGCACACUUUUUCUUUGUGUUGAGGAUGGGAUAAUAUGGCAAGUCGUGGCUUAUUUAUGAGCUUUAGAUAAGCCUCAUAUCCCAAACCUUACUACUUUUAGCAGUACUGCGGUAUAUUUCUACAAAGCUGCAGAUUUUUUGCAAGAUGUUUGAUUACUGCAAACAACUUUACACUAUCAUUUUUGUAAUAAAGUGCCUUAUGAUGGACCAUA